UGAAGCCUUUUCACCAACCUAGCAGAAGAGAGAAGGAUUAGAAGCGAAAGGUAGUCGAGGAAGAGUUUUCUAAGAACGCCGUAGGAGUUUUAGAUUCCUGAUAUUUACACUCUCUUACUUUCAGUUUGUCCCUUUGAAGUGACUUCCGCUUUGCGGCGGACACAGGCCAAACCUGUGGCGGGAGUUGGAGAUUCUGCAGCGAAUACACCAGUUGCAGCAUUCAGGAUCUUCAUUGCCUUGUGAGGGAUCUUCAUUGCAUCCUGCAGCAUCUAGUUCCCUGACCAAGGAUCGAACCCGUGUCCUCUGCAUUGAUCAUCAUGCCCAGAGGUCAUGACAUAAAAAAGUCUCUUACACCUCAGAUUUCUUGUUUGACAAGUGAAUCUUAUAAACAGCUGGAUUUUUUGCCUGACAAACUAAGAGCAAAGCUGCUUCCCUUCCAGAAAGAUGGCAUCACUUUUGCCUUGAGAAGAGACGGCAGGUGUAUGGUGGCUGAUGAAAUGGGUCUAGGAAAGACAAUUCAGGCAAUUGGCAUCGCUUACUUCUAUAAGGAGGAAUGGCCUCUUUUAAUAGUGGUCCCUUCAUCUCUGAGGUACCCUUGGACAGAAGAAAUAGAGAAAUGGAUCCCAGAGCUGGGUCCAGAAGAAAUCAAUGUUAUCCAGAAUAAAACUGAUGUUGGGAGAAUAUCGACCAGCAAAGUGACAGUUCUGGGUUAUGGUCUUUUAACCACAGAUGCGGAGACUUUGAUAGAUGCACUGGAUAAUCAGAACUUCAAAGUAGUUAUUGUAGAUGAAUCACACUACAUGAAGUCCAGAAAUGCAACUCGCAGCAGGAUUUUAUUGCCAGUAGUACAGAAAGCCAAACGAGCCAUUCUUCUUACAGGAACUCCAGCACUGGGAAGACCUGAAGAGCUUUUUAUGCAGAUUGAAGCUCUCUUUCCACAAAAAUUUGGAACAUGGACUGACUAUGCCAAAAGAUACUGUAAUGCACAUGUCAGAUAUUUUGGUAAAAGACCUCAGUGGGAUUGCAGAGGGGCAUCAAAUCUUAAUGAACUUCAUCAGCUAUUAAGUGACAUAAUGAUUAGAAGAUUAAAGGCUGAAGUUUUAACCCAGCUGCCCCCUAAAAUCAGACAGCGUAUUCCAUUUGAUCUUCCAUCAGCAGCAGCCAAGGAAUUGAAUUCCAGCUUUGAAGAGUGGGAAAAAUUAAUGAGAGUUCCAAAUUCAGAUGCCACCAAGACUAUCAUGGGGUUGAUUACUCGCAUGUUUAAGCAAACUGCUAUUGCCAAGGCAGGUGCUGUAAAGGAUUAUAUUAAGAUGAUGCUUCAGAAUGAUUCACUUAAAUUUCUGGUUUUUGCACAUCAUUUAAGCAUGCUCCAAGCUUGCACAGAAGCCGUCAUAGAAAACAAGACUCGUUACAUUAGGAUUGAUGGAAGUGUUCCAUCUUCAGAAAGAAUACAUCUGGUUAAUCAGUUUCAAAAGGAUCCUGAGACUCGUGUGGCUAUCCUAAGCAUUCAGGCUGCUGGUCAGGGUUUGACAUUUACUGCUGCAACUCAUGUUGUAUUUGCUGAGUUGUAUUGGGACCCUGGACACAUAAAACAAGCAGAAGACCGUGCUCACCGGAUUGGACAGUGCAGUUCUGUGAAUAUUCACUACCUUAUUGCAAAUGGGACUCUAGACACCCUUAUGUGGGGAAUGUUGAAUCGCAAGGCUCAAGUUACAGGGAGCACACUGAAUGGUAGGAAGGAAAAACUUCAGGCUGAGGAGGAUGAUAAGGAAAAAUGGGAUUUCCUGCAGUUUGCUGAAGCUUGGACUCCAAAUGAAAAGUCUGAAGAGUUCAGGAAUGAAAUGUUGUUCUCUCAUUUUGAAAAAGAAAAACAGCGUGAUAUUCGAUCAUUCUUUUUACCAAACCCUAAGAAGAGACAGUUGGUGACCUCCUGUGAUGAAUCAAGGGCAUUCCAGGAGAAAAAUACCGUAGCACCAGCAGACCCUGGAAAAACAGCUACAAGAGAUUAUGAAAGUGAUCUUGAACCUGAAGCUAAAAAAAUGAAAUCGGUCACCACCAAUGACCGCUGCAGUCCCCUGGAGGAGAAACCAUCCCAGCCCGGGCAGACCAAAGCUCCGCUCAUGGACAGGGUCUGUGAGGCCAAGGCCCAGGCCACCACCCCACCCCUUCCUGGUGAGGGCUGGCAGUGUGCUCUCUGCACCUAUAUUAAUAACUCAGUGCUACCUUACUGUGAAAUGUGUGAGAACCCUCAGGACAGUGCUGAUAGCCUCCACCACACUCAGUAUAAAAACAGAAACGAGAAAGAUGAUUCUCAGAAAGACACCUCCGAAAAAAUAUGGACUAGUUCUGACGGGGAAAAACAAGUCCUUGCACAUUCAGCACCUGAACCGUUAGCUGAGAGCCAGGAAGAAGUUUCAAAAACUGAGAGUGAGGACGGACUCACACCCCAGCCAGGUGAUGAACAGUUGAAGAGUUCGGACACUUUGGCAGUGUGUGAUACCUUAAUGUUUUGUGCGAGUAAGAACACUGACCGGAUUCACGUCUAUACUAAGGAUGGAAACCAGAUGAACUGUAAUUUCAUCCCUUUGGAUAUAAAAUUAGACCUUUGGGAAGAUUUACCAGCAAGCUUUCAGCUGAAACAAAAUCGCUCCCUGAUUUUGAGGUUUGUUCGAGAAUGGAGCAGUCUAACUGCUAUGAAGCAAAGGAUAAUCAGGAAAAGUGGGCAGCUGUUCUGCAGCCCGGUUCUUGCUCUGGAAGAGAUCACAAAGCAGCAAACCAAACAAAACAGUACCAAAAGAUACAUAACCAAAGAAGAUGUUGCUGUAGCCUCAAUGGACAAGGUGAAGAAUGAUGGGGGCCAUGUCCGUCUGAUCACAAAGGGGUCCAGGCCAGGGGGCCCUUCUACAAAAGAAUUUUUUGAAGAUGGAGCUUGUGUCCCAUUUCUAAAUCCCGGCACAGCCCAAGCUGAUCUCACUGCGAAACCUUCUACAUCCAAAGGCUAUUUGCAAGCUGUGGAUAAUGAAGGAAAUCCACUUUGCCUUCGCUGUCAGCAACCCACUUUCCAAAGUAAGCAAGAGCAUAAAGCAAAUGCUUGGGAUUCACGGUUUUGCUCUCUGAAAUGUCAGGAGGAGUUUUGGAUUCGAUCUAAUAACAGUUACCUGCGAGCCAAAGUAUUUGAAAUUGAACAUGGCGUGUGUCAGCUAUGUAAUCUGAAUGCACAAGAACUCUUUUUACAUCUGAGAGAUGCCCCUAAAAGUCAGAGGAAGAAUCUUCUGGAUAUUACCUGGACCUCAAAGCUCCCAUUAGAACAGCUUAAUGAAAUGAUAAGAAACCCAGUGGAAGGGCACUUCUGGCAGGUGGACCACAUCAAGCCAGUGUCUGGCGGAGGAGGACAGUGCUCCCUGGGCAACCUGCAGACCCUCUGCACAGUCUGUCACAGAGAGAGAACUGCAAGACAAGCCAAAGAAAGAAGUCAGGUGAGAAGACAAUCUCUAGCAUCAAAGCAUGGAUCAGACAUCACACGAUAUUUAGUAAAGAAAUGAAGUAUAAACAUUUUUGAAUAGAAGAUGUAUGGUUUGUAUGUGGAAAAUUCAACAUAAAUUAUUUUUCAUGUUAGUGUAAU
This is a messenger RNA of Balaenoptera musculus (blue whale), 3622 nucleotides long. RefSeq names its product zinc finger RANBP2-type containing 3 (gene ZRANB3). Lineage: Eukaryota; Metazoa; Chordata; Mammalia; Artiodactyla; Balaenopteridae. The coding region runs from base 318 to 3542 and encodes 1074 amino acids. The record is from RefSeq and is a predicted model, not a curated record. Gene Ontology annotation, biological process: replication fork processing; DNA repair. Gene Ontology annotation, molecular function: ATP-dependent chromatin remodeler activity; ATP binding; nucleic acid binding. Gene Ontology annotation, cellular component: nuclear replication fork. The transcript has 22 exons.